GAACAAGAAGGCAGGGACGUAACAUUAAAGGGGCAAACACGAAAAGAUUCAUUCUAUAGAUUUCCCGAGUUUUCUGUUCACGGUCCAUGCAUUCAGUAAGUCUCGAAUUUUCGAGUAUUUUUUUCCGCGUAGCAGUAAGAUAUAUACUUCUUUAGUUUUAGUUUAUACAAUAAAUCGAAUCACAAUUAUUUGUAUGGCAAACGUCAACGACAUUACUGCUGGGGACAUUGCUCCGGUUAUGCAUCAUCAAAUGCCAUUGAAUCCAAAAUCCGCCUGGCCUUCAAAUUACAACUCGGAAAAUAACAACGUGAACUGGAGUACCGCUAUGGACGCUUCACAAUACCCUGGCUAUUCCUCAAACUAUUGGUACCCUCAGUCACAUUCCACAGCAGGGCAUUAUGGAAAUGCCUAUCCUUCAGGAUCUGAUGUGCAGCCACCUUACAACCCACAGGCAAUGCAGGCAUAUCCAAAUGGCCACAGUGUCUAUAACCCGGGUCCAGGCCAGUACCCGGCAAGUUCAUUUCAUCCAUCCAACCCGUUCUACUGUGCAGAACAGAUGCCUCCCAGGCAGGCCUCAGGCCAGUACCCGAGCCAGGGCUGCCCAGGACCAGAACAGAGUACGGGGGGGUCAGGAAAUCCGCAUGUUCAGCACCAGCAUCCGCACCACCACUACCCUGGACCACACUGUCAAGGGGCUCCGGGUUAUCUUCCUGGGUCUUACCCACACUAUGGGGAAGGUGGGCCUACGUUACCCCCAAACCCUCCGUACCCCACCGGACAGGCUCUUCACACUAGGCCCCAGGCUGAGGCUUGGGUCCACUCAGGCGGUUAUGGACCCGCUCAGCAGCAGCAGUGGCAGCCAGGAACCCAACCUCAACACAGCCACUACGGAACCCCUGUCCGCCCCCAACACCCCCCAGCCUGGCCAGGCACCGGCACUGGAGCCCCACCACCCUAUGAAGCCAAGGACCAGCACUACCCAGGACCCCACCACCAGCAGCGUGCUCCACAGGUGGGACCAAAACCCAGGACGGCCCAGUCCCCAAACCCCACUAACAGCAAGCCUGUAAACUUCAGCUCACCACCUCAGAUGUACAACAAACCAGGGCGAGUGGGACCACAGGAGCCAAAUCCUUCCCAGGGUGAACCUCCACCCUCAGCUCCAGCCCAGACCCAGGGCCUGAUCGGGCCUCAGAACCUGAGCGACAACCCCAGCCUGGCCAAAGUCCAGCAGGUCAUGGCUCGGGUGCUUUUGCUCCAUGAGGACGUGGACGAGUUUGUGGGUAGAAAAUCGGACAAAAGUUACCGGUACCUGGAGGAACUUCUGACCAAGGAGCUCCUGGUGCUUGACUCUGUGGAGACUCAGGGACAGGAAGUGGUCAGGCAGGCUCGGAAGGAAGCCGUGCAGAGGAUCCAGGCCAUACUGGACCGACUGGAGAAAAAGGCCUUCUGAACUGGAACACUUCUGGUUCUGUAUUAAGGAUGGGUCUUAGUUUUUCUUGUGACAUUUUAAUCUUCCACGGUCAGGUCGAGGGCCUUAUUUCUUAUUCAAACUGCCCCUUUGGAAUUAACUGGAAUCCUAAGUCCUUGUGUUUCAAUUCCACCUUCCGGAUUUGUAAUGUGUAGAAAUUGAUUGUCAACAAGGGCGGAGGGUUAGGGGGUGGUCUGGUUUGGAAUUGGGCCUGUGCAGGCCUCUUUGGGAAGGUGUGACCACAACACGACAUGUUAUGUAGUCAUGAUGGCAAAUGAAACGGUUGUACAUAACAAGUAAUGGUAAAAAAAUUACGUUGUCUGGUUGUCAUAGCCCAGCAUUGUGUUCAUGACCGCUUAAAGCCUCUGCUGUGUCAUGCUUAUGCCAGUGUAAUUUACGCUUUAUAACCGUGGUUUCAUACAGUGUCACCAUGUUUCUUUCAAAGUAGGUAGAUGUUGCCCCAGAGCCACUGAUACAGGAUCCUAUAUGUUUGUACUGGUUUAUUAUGAUUAGGAUAACGGCAGUGAUUCUCAAUUCCAGGCCUUGGGACCCAAAGUACUGCUGGUUUUCAUUCUAGCCCUCCAAAUAUUCACUAAUUUAGACUUGGAACACCAGGUGAAGGCAAUGAACUAUCGAAUAGAAAACAAGCAGUAGUCUGGGUCCCCAGGCUCGGAGUUGAGAACCCCUGGAUAAUGGGGGAUCUGAUCCUAGAUCUGUGGUCAAAGACCCUUUGUACCAUGUCUUCCAUUCACCCCGUUUCAAAACAGGAUGACAACCUGUGGCGCUGCCGUGAGAUGCCCCCUUCAUCACUCACCCAAACAUUUAGUUACUUGGCAUUACAAACAGAAGGCCAAACGGGUGCAUUCACACAACUCUUUCAAAAUUGUGACAGGUCACUAGGUAAUAUAAAACUGUAUACUGUUUAUUUAUGUUUCUGCAGUGUACAAAUGGUGAAUCUGUGUUCAAUUAAUGAAUUGAGUAGUUCCUCAGUGAACAUGUUGAGCACGUUUCAAUUCACUUUCUGAACAGAUGAAAUUUAUUCCAACCCUGGAAGGUACUGUAUAUAGUGUAGUUGGUCCACCACAAUGUCAUUAAUUUGUGGUAGAUGUUGUAACUAAAUUCAGAUCUAAGAUCAGAUUUCAAAAGAAUGAAAUGGGAAAACUCUCCUUUUUCAUCUUUUAUCUCUGACCAUUCUACCACAUACAGUAGAUGUAACAAUCCUGUCAAAAUUAGGCCAGUAAUUGAAGGAAGGAUGCAUUGUCCUGGUAUUAAAACUGGAUGGUGGCACUAUUGUUGUAAUUGGAUAUUUCUUUAUUAUUAUUAUUUUUUUUUUAACCAGGUGGAUGCCCUUCCUCUUGUUUAAUCUUGCAAUUAAUUUUUUUUUCUUGACUGUGGUCAGUUCAAAAAUCACAAGUGCCAUAAUAUCGGCAGGUGCUUUUUCAAAAGGUAAAAAAGACGUCAGCUUAGCAUGGGAACAAAAUGUUCUGUUUGUCAUGUUUGUUAAACUUUUUCCUGUGAUUAUAUAUAUAUUUUUUUCAGUUCAGAUACAGCUACAUUGUAUAUUAGUUCAAUUACCUAAGAAAAUAUAUAUUUGUAAAAUAGAAGACCUGUAAAAAAAAAAUGAAAUCUUAAAAAUACAGCAAAAGGGACCAAGGUCAUGUCUCUAGCAGUUUCUGAUUAAAUGCAUGUUUCCAACUCAAGAUGGAAA
Molecule: messenger RNA, 3179 nt
Organism: Esox lucius (northern pike)
Lineage: Eukaryota; Metazoa; Chordata; Actinopteri; Esociformes; Esocidae
Gene: bag4
Product: BCL2 associated athanogene 4
Exons: 5
Coding region: 194-1453 (419 amino acids)
Biological process (GO): protein stabilization
Cellular component (GO): cytoplasm; nucleus; cytosol
Molecular function (GO): protein-folding chaperone binding; adenyl-nucleotide exchange factor activity
Source: RefSeq, a predicted model, not a curated record